Molecule: messenger RNA, 3075 nt
Organism: Phaedon cochleariae (mustard beetle)
Lineage: Eukaryota; Metazoa; Arthropoda; Insecta; Coleoptera; Chrysomelidae
Source: the annotation of a GenBank genome assembly
AUGGUUAAUGAUAUCUGCAUGGCUCAUUUCCAGCGUGAUAAGAGUCCGAACAGCUGUUUUUGUUUGAAUAACAUAAAUAAGAAGUUGGAUGGGAACGUUAAGACCACUCAUUUCUUUUAUUUUCUUCUGGAAUUCCUGCAACUGACGUUUGUACUCUACCACAGACAUUGGAAGACUGUCGCAAAACACCCAACUACCCCAUUUUUAUGUCUUGAUUUGCAUGCGCACACGCAAAAGCAAAAAUGUUUGCAUACCCUGCACACCAUUCCAUCCACUUGGUCCCCCUUCACAUAUAAUGGAAAAGAGUACAAGUACUUUACUACCUCAAACUCACAAAUCUACAAGGAUACCGAUUUAAAUGUAUGGUUCGACGAUAAAAUCCUGAAGCCAAUCUUGACGGAACUGGAGGAAUUUCCAAAUUUAAAAUCACAAUUUUCUAAUAUUUCCAAUGAUCAGCUCCAGUUGUUAACUAAAAAAGGAGUGAUGCCCUACGAUUAUAUCGACUCAUUCGAAAGAUUCGAUGAAACUCAGCUUCCUCCAAUAGAGUCAUUUUACAGUAAAUUGUAUGACAAGCCAUGCCCCCGUAGACACUACCUUCACGCCAAGCUGGUAUGGUCGAAAUUUGGCUGUAAAGACUUGGGUCAAUAUGUUGACCUCUACAUGAAAACGGACAUUAUGCUGUUAGCCGAUGUUUUUGAGCAGUUUCGAUCCAGCUGCCACAACACCUAUGGUCUCGAUCCUGCUCAUUAUUUCACACUACCAGGGUUCACGUGGGACGCCAUGCUGAAGCAUACAAAGCAAGAGUUGGAACUGCUUACCGAUGUAGACAUGUUUCUAUUUGUUGAGCAAGGUAUCCGAGGAGGAUUGAGCCAAGUUUGCUCUAAACGAAGAGCUCAAGCAAACAACAAGUACAUGCCUAAUUAUAAUUCAUCAAAGCCAGACUCAUAUUUGAUGUAUUAUGAUGUAAACAACCAAUAUGGUUGGGCAAUGUCUCAGUCGUUACCAUAUGGAGGCUUUGAAUGGGCUGACACUAAUAUCGACGUCACAGCUAUUCCUGAUGAUGCUGAUAAAGGAUGUAUUUUGGAAGUCGACUUGGAGUAUCCACAUCGCCUCCAUAAUCUACAUAAAGACAUUCCUUUCUGCCCUGAACACAUCAAUCCAAAGACGAUGAAGCCUCCAACGAGAUCAUCUCAGCCUACCAAGUUGAUGGCAACGUUAAAUCAUAAGGAGAAGUAUGUCAUCCACUACCGCACCUUGAAACAGGCGCUGAAGCAUGGCCUAGUGUUGAAAAAGAUUCACCGAGUACUCAAGUUUCGACAAUCCCCAUGGCUUAAAUCCUAUAUUGACCUCAACACCAACCUCCGUAAACAGGCAAAAAAUGAAUUCGAGAAAAAUCUCUUCAAACUCAUGAACAACGCUGUUUUCGGGAAAACGAUGGAGAACAUUCGUAAGAGAGUCAACGUUAGGCUUCUGACGGAGUGGGCGGGGAGAUAUGGCGCUGAGUCGUAUAUUUCCAAACCCGAGUUUAAGAACUGUAUCAUUUUCAAUGAGAACUUGGUAGCAGUUGAGCUCGGGAAAUUGGAAAUCUGGCUGAAUAAGCCCAUAUACGUCGGAAUAUUCACUUUGACCAUACUCCCUAUUUUAUUUCCUGCAGUGACGUUCAAGAGCAAAAAGCCUGCGAACCAUUGGAAACCCUCUAAAAUUGAGGUGAAAAACGGUUUUAUUCUACAUGUUAAAGAAUUUUCUGAUCUUGAGAAUGAGCUCACGAUACUAGCUCAAAGAUAUGAAACAUUUGGACUCACAGCUCAACCAAUCCCAGUGAUUGUUGGAGAAAACUUGAACGGGUCAGAGUAUUUUGUAUGUGUUGGCAACCUCAAAUACAAAGUUGACAUUGUGCUGAAGGCAGUUGACUUGUGUUUUAAAAUAUAUUUCGCUACCAAUACCCAGUAUCCAAAGGAAUGUGAAGCAGCCUCGAUAUUCAUCCAGUGGUAUUUAUUCGAUAUUAAAACAUCUUUCGAUAAAAGUUCUAUCAAUGAUUCACUUGAUGAUCGUCUCAGUAAAAAAAUUGAAAAGUUGCCAGUAUUACCCGUUACAUCAGAUUAUUCUUCAAAUCAAACAGAAGAAGUUUAUAUCAGUAAUGUAAAUCAACAUGUUGAUAAUCGAAUAGAUUUGAAAAACAUUCAAAACUUAGUAUUUUCUGACCUUAGAGUAUUUUUAUCCAAGCUUUAUAAUAAUUCUUUAUUGACACAUUUUGGAACAGAAUACGAAAGGUUUAAAUUCUUUAGAGACAGUGGUGAAUUCAUACCUCCCUUAGAUUAUAAGAUAGGAAAUAGAAAUAAUCAUGUUGCCGACAAAGCCCAAAACAGACCAAUGCAAAGAUUGAUCAGUAAGCCAGUUAUUGGAAAAAUCAUUCCUUCAAGGGAAGUAUUCAAAGUUUUUUUCGAGAAACCAGGUGUUUAUGCCAAUAUUCAAAAUAACUGCAAACAAAUUUUAGAUUCCAAAACUUCAGUUGAUUUUAUACAGGAUGAACUAUGGAAAACUAAAUCAUCUAGUUAUUUGGAAUCUGGCAAAAUUGUUUAUCCAUUAUUUUUAUACUUUGAUGACUAUCAAGCUGGAAAUCCCUUAGGUUCUCACUCUGACAAAAAUAAGUUAGGUGCCGUUUAUGUAAAGAUUCCCUGUUUUCCAGAAGAACUUCUCUCGUCUUUGAAUAACUUAUUUUUGUUUGCACUGUUUCACUCCAGUGAUAGAAAAAAAUAUGGAAAUAAAGCAGUUUUCAAAGAUGUCAUCUCAGAAUUGAAUUUCUUGCAAGAAACGGGUAUUGAAAUUGUGGUGAACUCCAUGAAAAUACAGACAUAUUUCAAAUUUGGAUCAAUAAUAGGAGAUGAUUUGGGAAUUCAUUCUAUGUUAGGAUUAACCGAGAGCUUUUCUGCAAACUAUACUUGUAGGAUGUGUAAAGUACAUAAGAGGCAACUAAAGAUUUGUACUAGCUUGCCUGGAAAUCUAUUGAGGACAGUUGACUCGUACAAUGAUGAUCUUUCAAAGAAUGAUGUCAGUUUGACAGGAAUUAAAACAUAA